AACCCGCUCGACGCUCAGCGCUGUGUUCAAUUUAUUUCGUCCACGAUACUCAAAAUGCACACAGCUCUCAUCAGCAACCCGGUUCGUAGCGCUGUGCUUUGCACUCGCUUGCCUUCUGCGACUCUAAACCCAAUCGCCUUCCAAUCCCCUUCCUCCCUCUAUCAAACCGUCUCGCUCAAGUCCCAAGCACGCCCAUCAAGCACCUCCACAGUACGAUUCCCCAAAGCUGCUCCUUCGCUUCAGAUUGUGUCCUCUCGACCCCAAGCGCCAAUUGCAACAUGCAUAAACCAAACGCCAUCGAUCCACUCCAACUUCUCCACGGCCGCCCGUGAAGAAGCCGCCAAGCUCGACUGGAACUCGUUCUUCAAGCUCCGUGCCUCUCGUCGGCGAUAUACCCUAGGGUCCUCGAUUGCGAGCUCAGCAGUUACCACCGUGACCGGCCUGCAGAUCCUUUCGAGCCAGAACCUGGAGAACCUAGGUGCGCAGGUUAUGGGCUUGGAUCCGUUUGUUGUUUUGGGUAUGGCGACCGCAGCCUGCGGUGCUGCCGGAUGGCUUGUCGGACCAUUCUUGGGAAAUGCCAUCUGGGGGCUUGUUAACCGGAAGUACAAGACAGCAGUCAAUGUGAAAGAAAAGGAGUUCUUCGAUAGGAUCCGGAGAUACCGAGUCGACCCCUCCUCUAACUCGAUUGCGAACCCUGUGCCCGAUUACUACGGCGAGAAGAUUGGCAGUGUCCAGGGAUACCGACAAUGGCUCAAGGACCAGCGCGCGUAUAACCGCAAGAGACGCAACUUCAUUGCCUAGAUGAUUUUUUUUCUACUUUAAAACAUAGUGUCGGCUUGUCUGCUACUUCUUCGGCAUCGCACUGUCAGCUAUCGCUUGGAUUUCCUGUCUUCAGGUUCUAUUCCUUUUGUACUAUUAUCUCUACCAACAUGCCUACAGGUUUUUGAGCGAAUAUACUGGAUUUUUUCAAACCGCGUUUCCUGUAUUGCAUUCAUUUCCUUCUUCGUAGGGCCUUCAUAGCAGUUGGUUAAUUUAGAGAAUCCAUAAUACCAUCGAC
This is a messenger RNA of Aspergillus versicolor CBS 583.65, 1057 nucleotides long. Its product is annotated as presequence translocated-associated motor subunit PAM17. Gene Ontology annotation, biological process: protein import into mitochondrial matrix. The record is from RefSeq and is a predicted model, not a curated record. Gene Ontology annotation, cellular component: PAM complex, Tim23 associated import motor. The transcript has 2 exons. NCBI's taxonomy places the organism in Eukaryota, Fungi, Ascomycota, Eurotiomycetes, Eurotiales, Aspergillaceae. The coding region runs from base 55 to 801 and encodes 248 amino acids.